Pristis pectinata (smalltooth sawfish) is the source of this 795-nucleotide messenger RNA. Its product is annotated as fibroblast growth factor 18-like. Gene Ontology annotation, molecular function: type 2 fibroblast growth factor receptor binding; type 1 fibroblast growth factor receptor binding; growth factor activity. Gene Ontology annotation, biological process: positive regulation of gene expression; heart morphogenesis; positive regulation of protein phosphorylation. The record is from RefSeq and is a predicted model, not a curated record. Lineage: Eukaryota; Metazoa; Chordata; Chondrichthyes; Rhinopristiformes; Pristidae. Gene Ontology annotation, cellular component: cytoplasm. The coding region runs from base 1 to 795 and encodes 264 amino acids. The transcript has 4 exons.
AUGUGGAAAGUUGCUCAGGAGUGUGUUCAUGAAAAUCAGGACAAAUACAUUUAUUUACUGCCAAUCAGUAUAUUCUCAAUCAUCAGUAAAAUGAUGGAAGCAGUCACUGACAGUGCUAUCGAGCAGCACUUAGUGACCAAUAACCUGCUCACCAAUACACAGAUCUGGGUUUCACAAGGACCACUUGGCUUCAGACUUUAUCCAGAUAUGGACCAAAGAACUGAAUUCCAAGGUGAGGACUCCAGGCAGACCACGGAACACUUCAGGACCUAUGUGGAGAACCACACCAAACACUCGGAUGACCUGAGCCGAAAGCAAAUCCGAAUCUACCAGCUCUACAGUAGGACCAGCGGCAAGCACGUUCAGGUGCUCGGCAAGAAGGUCAAUGCCAACGGGGAGGAUGGUGGAAAAUACGCUCUUCUCGUGGUGGAGACAGACACCUUCGGCAGCCACGUGAGGAUCAAGGGAAAAGAGACGGGCCAUUAUAUCUGUAUGAGCAAACGAGGGAAGAUUCUCGGCAAGAUCAACGGGAGGAAUCGGGAAUGUGUGUUCAUCGAGGAGGUACUGGAGAAUAACUACACGGCCCUGAUGUCCGCCAAGUACAAGGGUUGGUACCUGGGAUUCACCAGGAAAGGGCGGCCCAGGAAGGGAUCAAAGACAGAGCAGAACCAGAGGGAGGUGCAUUUCAUGAAAAGGCUGCCCAAGGACAAAGAGGACCAUCACAAACCUUUCAAAUACACCACAGUGACUAAAAGGAUUAGGCGAACUCGUCACCAGAGGCCGGCUAGGACCUGA